Molecule: messenger RNA, 913 nt
Organism: Cucurbita pepo subsp. pepo (vegetable marrow)
Lineage: Eukaryota; Viridiplantae; Streptophyta; Magnoliopsida; Cucurbitales; Cucurbitaceae
Product: chaperone protein dnaJ 11, chloroplastic
Source: RefSeq, a predicted model, not a curated record
UCACGGUUUGUUCAUCAAUCUUGGUGCUCAGUCCUCUCCCUCAAACUCAUAAAACCUAACCCUAAUCAUUCAUCAUUGUAUCUACACACUCUCCAUUCUCUCCAGCAAUUUCUUUUCCAUGUCUGCUGCCAAUCUCUUUGCUCCGCCCAUGGCUUCCGUCCAUGUCGCCACCGGAUCGCGUCGCUCCUCUGCUAGUUUCUACGACAUCCUCCGCGUCAAGAACAACGCCUCCUCUGUCGAAAUCAAGACUGCCUACCGGAGUUUAGCGAAGAUUUAUCAUCCGGACUCGGCGAGGAAAUCGGACUGCGAUUCCUUUUCUUCUGAUGAUGGAUGCAGUUUCCUUGAGAUUCACAAUGCGUACCAGACGCUUUCGGACCCUGCUACUAGGGCUCAUUACGAUCUUGCUUUGGCUGCUCUCACUAGACGGGCGUUUCUUCGAUCGCGGUCUAGGCCGCAUCGGCGGUGGGAGACGGAUCAGUGUUGGUAGGGGAUUUGGAUUUGGAUUUUUGUAUAGAAAUGUUUGAAUGUUCUUCGUCAUUCGUAUUCGAGGAAAUUUUGCUGUGGCUACUUGUUUUGCUAUGAUCUGAAUCUGUACUGUUUGUGGAAUUGAAUGCCGAAGAACAUUUGGACUUUUUUUUUUUUUUUUUUUUUUUUUUUUUUUUUUUUUUUUUUUUUUUNUAAGACGUAGAUUUGAAGGGAAAAUUAAGAGUAUCUAGAAGUUAAAAUUGGCGUGAUGUAGAAGAUAUGAUUGGAGUGGAAAACACGAAAAUGUUCCUGAAUUUAUGCAUCCACUGGUCAUUCGUUUUCUUCUUCCUAGCUCAACUGCUCCUAUUUCGGAAUAGGUUAAAAACUUGAAAUGUAUUUGUUCUUUAAUUUUCGUUUUUUUGUAGCCCAAAAAUUCAUUUUUAUCCUA